Molecule: messenger RNA, 1445 nt
Organism: Drosophila melanogaster (fruit fly)
Lineage: Eukaryota; Metazoa; Arthropoda; Insecta; Diptera; Drosophilidae
Gene: Rpt6R
Product: regulatory particle triple-A ATPase 6-related
Exons: 2
Coding region: 175-1374 (399 amino acids)
Cellular component (GO): nucleus; cytoplasm
Molecular function (GO): ATP hydrolysis activity; ATP binding
Source: RefSeq, marked reviewed
CAUCAGCCGGAUUCAGUUCGUUCAAAAAAAUAAGCAAAAUUAUAUCAAUAGCUCGGGAAGUUGUUGAGCGCUAUACAAGGAAAGAAAUAACAAUUUGCAGUUCAACGUAAUAAAUUACUAGCUAGCCUUUUUUGAAGUGAUUUUUUUUUCCAGAAGAAAUAUUAAUUUUACCAGAUGAGCAAAGACGUAGGAAUCCCAGAGGGUUCCGAAGGCUUUCAUUCAUAUUAUACGCAGAAAAUAUCAGAGCUUCAGUUCACUGUGAACGAACGCCAAAAGAACUUGCUCCGUUUGCAGGCUCAGAGAAAUGAACUCAACCUCAAGGUUCGCUUGCUGCGCGAGGAGCUGCAGUUGCUCCAGGAGCAGGGGAGCUAUAUUGCGGAGGUUGUGAAGCCCAUGGACAAGAAUAAGGUCCUUGUGAAGGUUCAUCCCGAGGGCAAGUAUGUAGUGGAUGUGGACAAGACCAUCAAUAUUAAGGAUGUGACACCCAGCAGCAGGGUGGCCCUGCGAAACGAGAGCUACACGCUUCACAAAAUUCUGCCCAAUAAGGUGGACCCAUUAGUAUCCCUUAUGUUGGUGGAAAAGGUGCCCGACUCCACCUACGAAAUGGUGGGUGGCUUGGACAAGCAGAUCCAGGAGAUCAAGGAGGUGAUUGAGCUGCCUGUAAAGCAUCCGGAAUUAUUUGACGCCUUGGGCAUUACCCAGCCAAAGGGAGUGCUCCUCUACGGACCGCCUGGAACUGGGAAAACCCUGUUAGCCCGAGCUGUAGCCCAUCACACGGAGUGCACUUUUAUACGGGUUUCAGGGUCGGAACUGGUUCAGAAAUUCAUCGGCGAGGGUUCGAGAAUGGUAAGGGAGCUUUUUGUGAUGGCUAGGGAACACGCUCCAUCCAUAAUAUUCAUGGACGAGAUCGACUCGAUUGGUUCCGCUCGACUGGAAACCGGAACGGGGGAUUCGGAGGUCCAGCGAACCAUGCUGGAGCUUCUGAACCAACUGGACGGCUUCGAGGCUACUAAAAACAUUAAGGUGAUCAUGGCCACCAAUCGCAUCGAUGUCUUGGAUCAGGCAUUACUGCGUCCUGGUCGAAUUGACCGCAAGAUCGAGUUUCCGCCACCAAACGAAGAGGCCAGAUUGGAUAUCCUGAAGAUACAUUCUCGCAAGAUGAACCUCACCAGAGGCAUCAAUCUUCGCAAGAUUGCUGAAGAAAUGCCGGGGGCUUCUGGUGCUGAAGUCAAGGGUGUUUGCACCGAGGCGGGAAUGUAUGCUCUGAGGGAAAGACGGGUCCAUGUCACCCAGGAGGACUUUGAAAUGGCCGUCUCCAAGGUAAUGAUGAAGGACUCCGAGAAGAACAUGUCCAUCAGAAAGUUCUGGAAAUAGCUUAUAUAACUAAUUUUAAAACAUUUGAAAGCUCCAUUAUCAGACUGAAUAUAAUAGUUGAUAUAAAUAAU